This is a messenger RNA of Symbiodinium necroappetens, 714 nucleotides long. The record is from the annotation of a GenBank genome assembly. NCBI's taxonomy places the organism in Eukaryota, Dinophyceae, Suessiales, Symbiodiniaceae.
AUGAAGGGCUUGUUCAAGAAGGGUUUUGCGCACCAGGAUGUCAGUCACUUGGUUCGUGACACUGCCUCUGUGUUGCGAAGCUUGGCACAAGGCGGACAGUAUACAACCGCGGCAUUUCAGAUUCGUGUGCCUCCGGAAUCAUUGGCGUACAGUGCCAAGCGGUUGAAGUCUGAGCGGGAGGACGAGGAGGAAAAGCAGUCCAACCGCCUGACACUGGACCUGCUUCGUGACUGGCUGGCAAAAGAAGGAGAAGACAACACCUUCUUGAAACAUGCAGUGUCUGCUCGCAUGGUGGUGGACAACAAGAAUGUUGACAUUGCAGCCCUCGUAAUCAUGCCCAAGUACAAGAUGGAUUUGGCCAAAUCGCACAAAGCUCUGAUGCAGCAGAGACUUGAUUUGGCCUUAUCGUGUGUGGUAGAGAAUGGCGAAGCCGCGUUCCGAGAGGCUUUAGGGAAUAGCGGCGUCUGGUCAUUUUCCAUGCACAAGAAGCUGAUGUAUAGGUUCACAGCUUUGUAUGUCUUGGAGACAGGGGAAGUGGUGGACGAGCAUCCACAUUUCGUGCAGAGUGUGCUAGGCCAGCUGGAUUUGAACCCCAUCGCUCGGGGACCAAAGAGCAAAAAUGCUCGCCAGCCGCGCCGUGCCAAACGAACGGACGAGUUUCGCAAGAAAAUGCGAACACCGCCAAGACAACCACCUCCAAGAGAACUUAGUUAG